AGUAGCCACCAUUGGUGUCUCGGACUCUCGGCUCGGUGGAACGCAACGCAUUGCGACCGACCCGCCCACUCUCUCCACGACUCAAUCGCUAGACUAGAGAGAGAAACCCUUGUACCCGUGUUCCUUUUCAUCCCCCAUUUUCUCCGAGUUUCCGGCCCAUCGCCGAGCAUCGAGUCCAAGGAAGCGGAGCCGGCGGAGAAGGGGAGAUUUGACUUUCCCGUCGGGUGCCUAGGGAGCAGGAGGGAUGCAGCGGCGGCGGGGCCACACGUGGGCAGGGGUGGGGAAGACGGCCCAGGCGGCGGCGGCGCACGCCGCGCUCUUCUGCUUCACUCUCCUCCUCGCGCUCAGGGUCGACGGACGCACCGCAUACUCCUGGUGGAUAAUAUUCAGUCCACUAUGGCUCUUUCAUGGUAUUGUUGCACGCGGAAGGUUUUCAAUGCCUGCCCCUUCUUUGCCUCAUGGCCGUCAUUGGGCACCAUGUCAUUCGAUUGUUGCGGCGCCUUUACUAAUUGCGUUCGAGCUGCUUCUUUGUAUAUAUCUUGAAAGCAUAAGAGUUAGAAAUCAUCCAUCUGUUGAUCUGAAGAUUGUGUUCCUUCCCCUGUUGGCCUUUGAAGCAAUAAUCCUUAUUGACAAUUUUAGAAUGUGUAGAGCUUUAAUGCCUGGGGAUGAAGAAAGCAUGAGUGAUGAAGCUAUUUGGGAGACACUUCCUCAUUUUUGGGUUUCAAUUUCAAUGGUGUUUCUUAUAGCUGCUACAACAUUCACCCUUCUCAAGCUGUCUGGUGAUGUUGGUGCUUUGGGAUGGUGGGAUUUGUUUAUAAAUUAUGGGAUUGCAGAAUGCUUUGCAUUUCUUGUCUGUACAAGAUGGUUUAAUCCCAUGAUUCACAAGUCUCCCACUCAUGGGGAGGCUAGCUCAUCAUCAGCGAUUAGAUACCGUGAUUGGGAAAGUGGUCUUGUCCUCCCAUCACUAGAAGAUCAUGAACAAGAGAGGCUUUGUGGUCUACCUGAUAUUGGGGGUCAUGUAAUGAAAAUACCUCUUGUGGCUUUCCAAGUAUUGCUUUGUAUGCGGUUGGAGGGUACACCACCAAGUGCUCGCAACAUUCCAAUAUUUGCUCUUUUCUCGCCACUAUUUAUUCUGCAAGGUGCUGGUGCCUUUUUCUCUCUAGCAAGAUUAGUGGAGAAGGUUGUUCUGCUAUUGCGCAAUGGACCAGUUAGUCCUAAUUACCUUACAGUCUCAUCAAAAGUUCGUGAUUGCUUUGCUUUUCUUCAUCAUGGUUCAAGGCUUCUUGGUUGGUGGUCUAUUGAUGAAGGGAGCAAGGAGGAACAAGCCCGGUUGUUCUAUACUGAAUCUACUGGGUACAAUACAUUUUGUGGCUAUCCACCAGAAGUGGUUAGGAAAAUGCCUAAAAAGGACCUUGCAGAAGAGGUUUGGAGGCUGCAGGCAGCGUUGGGAGAACAAUCUGAAAUCACCAAGUGUACCAAACAGGAAUAUGAAAGGCUUCAAAAUGAGAAGGUUCUUUGUAGGGUUUGCUACGAGGGAGAGAUAUGCAUGGUGCUUCUUCCCUGCCGGCACAGAACUUUAUGCAAAUCUUGUGCUGAGAAAUGCAAGAAGUGUCCUAUCUGCCGUGUCCCAAUUGAAGAACGCAUGCCUGUAUAUGAUGUUUAAACCUCACUAACUCAGCUUAACAUUCAAAUUUGUACAUAUGGGUUCUGUCAUGCUGUGCAUUUAGUCUCGAUCACAACUUUAAGCUGAUUGAGGUGUGCGUUUCAGAAAAAAAGUCUACAAUAUGUGUAUAUCAUGCCAUGUCUAACCAAAAGCAUGGAAAGGUGGCUGAUGAGCAUUUUGCCAUUUCGGUCCAGUUAUCUACUGUAAGUAUGUGGUCAGUGUAUUCCCCUUUUGUGAUUGGUAGAUGAGUCAGUCUUGUUUGCGUAGCAGCAUUUUCUCAGGGUUAUGCAGUUGUUGAGAAGAAAGUAGAACAAAAACAGACUGUAAAUAAAAAAAUACUGCCUUUUUUAAAUGUAAUCCUCAAGUGU
Molecule: messenger RNA, 2031 nt
Organism: Zea mays
Lineage: Eukaryota; Viridiplantae; Streptophyta; Magnoliopsida; Poales; Poaceae
Product: putative RING zinc finger domain superfamily protein
Exons: 14
Coding region: 245-1663 (472 amino acids)
Source: RefSeq, marked validated